Paramecium sonneborni is the source of this 618-nucleotide messenger RNA. NCBI's taxonomy places the organism in Eukaryota, Ciliophora, Oligohymenophorea, Peniculida, Parameciidae. The record is from the annotation of a GenBank genome assembly.
AUGCCCAAAUCAAUGAAGUUAUUGAAUCGAUUGAUGAAUCAUUAGGACUUUUAUCUAAAAUUACUUAUCCAUCUCUUGUUUAAUUCAAAAGAGUUUAAACUAAUCUAGGAAGAAUCUAAACUACUUUCCAAAACCAUUCCUCAUUUCCACCUAUCAUUAGAAUUAGUAACUGAAUAAAACUUUGCUGAUUAAGAAUCUCUCUUAUAAUUGAUUAUAAUAUUCAAUGAAUUAAGAGAUUAAUUUGUUCAUACUUUAGAUCAAGAAACUGCUGAUGAAUCCAAAUUUACUUCAAGAGUUACACAAUUAGAAAAGAAUUUACUCAAUUUCAAAGAGCUGUUUUCAUCAAAAACUUAGAAUUUGCUGCAAAUGAAUGUAUCUUUACUAAUUAUAAUAGAAAAAUUAGGUGAAACCAUUGUUUAUUUUGGAUAAAGAAAAGAUGCUAGAGCCACACUCUAAGCUUAAUUAUAAGCUGAAAAUGAUAACUAUGCUGCUGAAAUAGAUCUUUAUAAUAAAACUGUAACUGAAUAUAAAAAACAAAUUAAAAUUAGUAAAUAAGCUCUGGCCCUAAUAACAUAACCUAGCUUUGAAUUAUAUGUUAAAUCUAAAGUUGGAAUUUGA